Messenger RNA from Cydia splendana, 8658 nucleotides. RefSeq names its product proton-coupled zinc antiporter SLC30A2-like. The transcript has 12 exons. Gene Ontology annotation, biological process: response to zinc ion; zinc ion transmembrane transport. The coding region runs from base 215 to 1513 and encodes 432 amino acids. Gene Ontology annotation, molecular function: zinc ion transmembrane transporter activity. NCBI's taxonomy places the organism in Eukaryota, Metazoa, Arthropoda, Insecta, Lepidoptera, Tortricidae. The record is from RefSeq and is a predicted model, not a curated record. Gene Ontology annotation, cellular component: plasma membrane.
CCAUAAUCACUCGUCUGUAGAUAAACGUUCGCGAUUUUAUCACGACGCAGACAGUGUCUAGUGUUUUUUCUUUAUAAUAUGUCUAAUGAAUUGGACAAAGUGAUCAAACAUACUAAUUAAAUUCUACCGAAUAAGACCGUACUCUAGUCCUCUAGCAUAUACUCGUGUAGUGAUGGUGUGAACAGUUUUUUUUGCAAGAAGUGACGGCGCCAGAAUGUCUGACGAACCUGAAGCUAGGAUGUGGGACGAGGGCAGCUCCAGAUACGACCCGGGAGACCACGGAGUAUAUUUCGAAUCAGCCUUUGCCUCCUCUGAGCACUUGGACAGAGCUCCUUUGCUCUCCGAGGAGACGUACACAGACAUCCCGGUGGGGCGGAGCCCUACUGCCACCCACUGCCAUUGGAAGUCGCAUUCGGAGCCCCGGAGCGCCGUGCGACAACUAUUACUAGCGCUCGUACUAUGUGGACUGUUCAUGAUAGCAGAAGUGAUCGGCGGGUUCCUAGCGGGCAGCCUCUCCGUGAUGUGCGACGCGGCCCACAUGCUGAGCGACUGCGGGGGCUUCGCCCUCGCUCUACUCGCCUUCCACUGCGCCAAGCGGCAGCCAGACUUAACCAUGUCCUAUGGGUAUAAAAGGGCUGAGGUCCUCGGCGCAAUGGUGUCCGUCCUCCUAAUCUGGAUCUUGACCGGCAUCUUCGUGUACGUGGCUGCCAUCCGGAUACACUCGCGCGACUUCGAUAUAGAGCCGGACGCCAUGAUGGUCGUGUCCGGUUGCGGGGUCAUCUUUAACAUCAUACUUGCCGUUGUACUUCAUGGAUGCUCCGGUAUUGCGCACCACCACACGCACGGCGGCGCGGCGUGCACACACGGGCACACGCACGCACACACGCACGCACACACGCCCCGCUCCCGCUUCGGCGUGUUCCGUCGCGACAAGGAGAACGGCGCCGUAGCCAAUGGAGACUACUCCGUUAAUGGCGAUUAUUCUAUGAAGGAGUUGGGAGAGACGAGGGUGGAAGGGGGCGGCGACAGGAAUAUAAAUCUGCGAGCAGCCCUCAUCCACGUGCUCGGCGACUUGAUCCAGAGUUGCGGAGUCCUCUUAGCUUCGGUGCUCAUCAAGUUUUACCCAGAAGCGAAGAUUGUGGACCCGAUCUGCACGUUCGUGUUCUCCGUGCUAGUGCUGCUGACGUCGGCGCGCGUCGUGCGCGACGCACUCGCGAUGCUCAUGCAGGCCGUGCCCAGGGACUUCCGCUACCGCGAGUUCGUGCAGGCCCUGUCCGCCGUGAGCGGCGUGCGGCACGUGCACUCCGUGCACGCGUGGGCGCUCUCCACGCACCACGUCGUCGUGUCCGCACACGUCGCUAUAGAUGAACUGACAGACUCUGAAGCGGUGCUACACGCGUGUCAACAGCUGGCCCAGGAGUACAACGCUAGGGCUGGGACGUUCCAGGUGGAGAGGUAUUCGAGCGCGAUGCCGGCGUGCGGCGACUGCAGGCAGCCCGGACACGUGCCAUGACAUCUGACUACGCUCACACACUAGCCCAGUCAGGAAUCAACGGACAGCUCAAGUACUGAAACACCUGAAGUAUAAAAGGCAUAGAAACGUAGGAUAAGUAUAAAAAUUUUGUUAAAUUUUGCCAAUGGUAUGGACAAUUAGCAAAUUCGCAAAAAUGGCGCUGGCGUCGCAUGAUAUUUAUAUUUAAUUGACAUGAAAAUAAUAUAAACAAGACGAAAAUGUUAUAAUAAUUACAUAAUUAUAAGUAUUGUUAUGAUUUAAGUUAUUUUUGUAUGUAAAAGUGUUUCAUAGGAUGUUUAAAUUAGUUAACCAAUUUGCUGGUAGAUGGCGCUAAGAUGCAAGAUAGAUCGCGCUGUUAAGAUUUUUCCUGAGUUGAUGGGGUCGCCGCCAUACUAGUUCAUCGUUACUCUGGUUUCCCUUCAAAACGUAUAAAUCUUUCGCCUUUUACUAAAGAUUUCCGUGGAGGGGGACACUCAAAUGAGUCUUACUCUAUUUUUUGAUGCCUUGCUUUUAGCAGGGCUUAUUAAUUUGUAAAAAUUUAAAAAUCGGAUAGUGUUAUAGUUGGUCAAACCAAUUUUGUAAGACAAAGAUAGUAUGAUUCUCUCUGUCUAUGAUUGAAAUGAGAAAGUCCUUGACAAACUAUAUCAUGAAUUUACAGUAUUUUAGAGGAAGCGGGACGAGGUUUAUUUCAUUUCGUGUGCAAACUAUUCCAACUAACCAAUUUCUUUGUCCAAUGUGUAUUGCGUCUCUCAUUUUGCUUUAAUGAGAGAGUGAGAGACAGACAAUGACAUAAGAAAAAAGUUGAUUUAUUGACCCAAAAAAAACAUAAUAAUAACAGCAUAGGUACCUUCAGAUACAUUGGAAAAAGAAAUUGAACAGGAAUACCACCCUCACACGCGUUUUUAUUUUUUUCCAUAGAAUGUAGCAUUAUAACAUUUUAUCAUCACAAUUACUUUAGCAUAAUAAUUUGAUCUCAAAUUAGUAUCUAAUCGGGUUCUAUCACAGAUGGCGGUGGCUCUAAUCCUAGUUACCUAUUAUAAGUCUAGUGCCAACUUUAGCGCUUCAUUAGAUGCAUUUUUAUAAUCAUUGUCUUUAUAGAAAUAGAGACUACUCAAAGUGCCAAAAGUGAGUUUCCAUUUCAUUUCGUGGAACAUGUGUGGAGUACAGUAGACGGUCGCCAAUCCGGCGCGCCUAGUAAUUCGACAAUUAUGGCUCAUUUAGACGAUGCGAGUUUCAUUACAUUGCGGUUUUUUUGCGGUCGGUUGAAUUGGACGUAACCAACAGUCCGCAAUGUAACUAAAAUCGCAUGCGAGUUCACAGCCGUCUACAUCAGCCUUUAGUGACCCGUUCUAUAUCCCGGCAGUUUACAGUCGAACGCGGGGUUGCAUUUGAUAUUUAGAAAUAAUUUUCUAUACAAACCCCCUUAUUCAUAAAACUUUACGGGCCUGAUUUGGUUAAAUUAUGUUUUAUCACCUUCUUACAAAUACAUAAGUCAAAAUGACAGAUAAGGACAAAUGAUUAGUAGCUAAUUGAGGUUUGUAGUGCGUUAAUGAAUAAGGGGGGAAAGCUUUUAUUUCCCAUAUAAAUCCAAUAUCCGGGCAGUUCUAACAAUCGGGAAUAGAAGGAAAAUUUCAGGUCCGUUUUACCGAGCGCCUACUGUACUCACAAGAGAAAGUGACAAAAAAAUAAAUUUCAGCAUAAGGGGUCAUCCAUUAUUUGUUUAAUUUUCUUUCCUAUCAGUUUUGGGUUAUAAAAUUACUAAUAUUUUUUUUUCAAACAUAUUUUGAUAAAAUUAUUAAUAAUACGUUUAUAACCUACAGACUUAAUUUGAUUUGCCGAUUUCGUUGAAAUUUUUGAAAAAAUGUGGCGUCACACCAGGGGGGGAGGGGUUUGCCAAAUGUGACCAAGUCUGACAAUGGUCAAAAAACUUAGAAUUUCGUGUGAUAUAAUUAACGGAUGACCCCUAAGUUAUGUGAGCAUGUGACAUUUUCAAGCAAGGUUCACAGUCACACAUCUGCAAAAGUCCAUACUCACUUUAUAAAUGGCAUUCAUUCAUAGAGUUUGUACAUUGUUGGUUAUCGACACGGACUAUGUACAUCUUUAUGAUAUUAACUUAACCUUAAUGACAACCUAUAAUAAAUUACUAUUUGCUUGAAAAUGUAACAUUUGUUAAAUAAAUGUUGAAACUCUUCGGCAGAUAUAGUAUGUAGCUAAAGUAUUAUUUAAUAAAUAUUAUCGCUUUCGUGGGUUAAAGACCAGUUGUUGUUAGUAUUAAAUUGUAUAUGGGCCAUUAUCUAUGAAAAGGGACCUGAUUGUCGAUGGCGCUUACGCCGCACAGCGUCGCGCGGCAUUGUAUUUAUAUCGGAGCAUCGUUAAUAAUGGCGUAAGCGCCAUCGACAAUAAGGUCCCUUUUUAUAGAUAACGUCACAUAUUUUGUUCGACAAGAGAUAUAAACGUAAUAUAUAUUAAAAUAAGGCAUGUACAUUUGUUGAUUUAAAAGCGUUUUCAAACUUAAUAUAAACUAUGAAAUAAGAUACAAGUGUAUAGACAAGGACUACAAGUAUGAAUAUAUUUUUUAUAUAUAAUUGUGGCUUUCCAUUAUAGUGGGGUCCUUAUGCUUCAAGUGCAAUAAGGACGUUCCCAUCAGACAUUCUGACAGCCUAACAGCCGUGGCUCACUCCGCGAUUUCGUCGCGUCGCUACAAGUACAUGCGGCCAACACCAAUUUUGGUGUCUAGCAGUAGUAGUUGCCGCGUACCGCUACGGAACGGACGCCUGCUCGCGCUUGUGCCACCUUCGGUCAUAUCUGUCGUAAUAGACGCGUUUUGUUAGAGAGUGAACCUUCUGUACCUAGUGCUAUUAUUUUAUUCUGUGAUUCUGGUAGAAAGGUCCUUAUUGCAGAUGAAGCAUAAGGACCCUUCUCUGUUGGAAAGCCACGUAUGUUUUGUAUUUCCAUGCAUCUCAGUCAAUGACAAUAUUAGGCCAAUCUUUCCGAAAGUCGUGAAAGCAGUCGGACACAAUAAAUAAUUUUGUAUUUCACUAAUUUUGAUGUUGAAAAAUCUAAUAUUUCUUAACUUUCUAACCAGCAAGAUUGUUUUAAAGUUCAGACCAAUACUUACUUUGACAUCGCAGUACAAUUGCCAUCAAAAAUUAUGUAUUAUGUCGAAAACAAAAUAAGAUAAAAAAUAGGAAACUAUUUACAUUGUAAAUUAGUAAUUUUCAUCUUAAAUUUGUAAUAUUCCUUAAAUAUCCGUACUAAAUAAGAAUAUAAUGAGCUUCUUGUAAGAUAACCUGGAAUAUAAUCGUAGAAAUAAAUAGAUGUAUUGUAUUAGAUUCUAGAUGGCGUUAGUGAUAUCGAGAAAUGAUACAAUUUUAGUUAAGUUAUUUAGAAUGUUAAACGUUGAUUUUCGGUUGUGUGUGUAUUCAUUUACAAAUAAAUAUGAUGAUUUUGGUACAAAUAUGAAUAAAAUAUUAUUAUUAUUCAGGCAAUCAACAGUUUCAUUUCAUAUUACUGCGACUUUCUCAAGACUACUAGCGCCAUCUAGUUUCGUGUUAGUUAAUUAAAUUAUUAAAUACAUUCUAUUUAUUUUACCGACUCUAUAUUGACGCGGUAAUUUUAUCAAACUUGAUAUAGCGUCGAUAAAAUAUAUACUAUUGAUUUGUGCUACUUUGAAAAGGGCUAGUUACGAUAUUUCUUAGAAUUUUCAGUACUUUAGUAUUAGAUCACUAGUUAAAUAAUGCAAUUGUAAUAUUUUUGUAAACUCGUAGUCCGCCCUUAUGGUGUUAGGUAUUCACCUGUCCAAUUUCGUUGUCCAAUGUCAUUGUGUCUCACUCUCUAAUUAAACAAAAUGUGAGACGCAAUACACAAUAAGGACAGUAAUGACAGUAUUUUGACAAUUAUUGGAAUUUUAUGCUCAAAUAGCUAAUGUACAUAUUAUAUGUAAAAGUAGAUGUCGUAGUGUAGAUAUUUUGUAUCCGUCAGUUUUGGUGCAUGCCCGUUACAAAUAUAUUUAAUGAGGAAUGUUUUUAAAAGGAAUUACUUGCGGUAAAGAAAGAACGCGUAGGACGAGUAAUUUCGUACAUUGAACCGCCUGUUCCUAUCUCUGUCGCUAGCGCCUAAUUAUAUAGCUAUCCCACUCGCAUAGUGCCGUUGGCCGCCGUCAUCAUACACACACACACAUACACAUACACAGCGUACACACAAAACUAAAAUAUUAACCUCUUCAGUUCGAAGAAAUUUAAAUCCUAUUCAAUUGAAACAGAGUCGCUUUUGCUUUGUUUCGUUCAAUUUUCCAACAACGCAAAAUGAACUCUAUUUCGUACAUUAUUCAAAGGUUCAAAUUUCUGUAGCAAAUUUUGGAUUUUUCAUUCGUAUGGCUGGGCAUUAGGAGGUUAUAUGGCGCCAUCUACAACAAUGAUGCGGCGUUGUAGGGCGAUUGUCAGUCUUAUACACCUUGUUUUUAUUGAAUUCCGUUAACUUCGGGGUAUAGUUAAGUACGUUUAUAAGAACUAAAUGGCAUAGUUCAUUUAAAAAAAAAAAUUUUUUUUUGUUUUCUUUUUUGUUUUUUUUUUGUUUAAAAAGUAAUUAAAUGUAGCAUAUAGCGUUGUUGUAACACGGGCAUUACAUUUAACUCAACCAAACAAUUGAAAUCUGUGACAUAUCAAUGUGAUUUCGUACAUCAAUCGACCGAGAUUGUACUUAAGUUUAGUAGCAAAUGUAUGAACUCAUUCUAAACACUAAUCAAUAUGUAAGCCGGCCCUAAGGCAAGUGUACACGCUUGUAGAGGCCUUAUAGGAAAAAAAUAAAUUAUGGAUUAUCUCCGAAAUGGACUUAAUUAGAACAUCGGUGUCUUUGAGAAAGUUACUUGAUUUAAGCUCAGGAAUGCACCCUUGAAAUUAACGGAAAUCAAAAAAAACACGGUGUAUACUUGUUUUUCUCUGGAAGUAACACCUUUUAAAUAUACACAGUGGACAAAAAAUAAGUGCAUUCCCGUUGCCAGGGAGGUUUUGGGAUUAUACUGAGCAACUUUUACGAUGAGACCAACCCCGAAUCGCGAGAAAAAAAUGUACCCUCCCAUAGAAAAUCGAUCAGCCAAAAUGUAUGAAACAGCCAAAUUUUUUUUUCGCGAUUUAGGGGUUGUUUCCAUAGUAAAAGUUGUUCAGUAUAAUCCCAAAACCUCCCUGGCAACGGACUUAUUUUUUGGCCAUCCUGUAUAUCCUCAAAUAGGUAAGUUUUGCAAAGUUGUUAAUUAAAAAAAAAGGUAGAGGUCUUAAGAAAGAUAAGUGCUUUGAAUUUGUCAGCUGAUGUUGAUGUCGCUGUCCGGCUCGGUACAUUAUGGCAGUAAUGUUGACUGUCAAAAAUUGACGUUUACAAAUUCAGUUACCGCAGUUACGAUUUUUUUUUUGACUUUACACCUCUGCUAAAAUUAAUAACUCUUUGGUUAAGCAACAUAGGAGUUUUUGUAGCGCUCUGUUUUUGACUAGUUUUCCCCAGAUUUAGUUAAAUGAUGUUGACGUAUGUUUAAAUUUCAAAUAAUAUAAUUAUGCAGUUGUGAAAUAUGGUGUAAGUUUCUGGUAGUUGCUAGUCGAUGUAUAACUUGAAGCGUAUUUUGUAUUGUCAUAUCAUAUUCUAAAUGAAUUCAAAUAAUAGUUUUGGAUGUUUUAGUUUAGACAAAAGAGUAAAUAAAAAUUUUAUGAUUUUUUUCUUUUAACUGUCGCGUUUAGUAGGAAUGAAAUAUUUUUUUACAUUCAACUAUUUGUUUUUUAUUCAAAUUAAAUUAUUCUGAACGUUCCGUCUAGAAUUUGAACUGUUAAAAAACACUUUGUUGAUACAAUAAAUAAAUAAAUAGAUUAUAAUCUGACAAUCUACAGUUUAAGGCCACCAUAUUUAAUACACCAUUUCUUCAACUUUGACAGAAACGAAUGGACAAAAUAUAUAACUCGUUGAAAUGUUUUUAAUAUGUAGUAUAAGUUAGUGACUAAAAAGCAGACUACGUAAAUUGUAUAGCAUUUUCGGUGCAGCGGAGUGGUGUUAACGGAAUUGGUAUAAACAAUUUCAACCCUAAUGAUUAAUUAGCGUUAAUUACGUUAAUAUUAACCUUAAUUUACCAUUUCAGUUGGAAUUAUCUAUGCCGAUUCCGUUAACACCACCCCGCUUCCAAAAAUGCUAUAAAAUAAAUUUUAUAGCAUUUUUGGUGAAUCGUAAACGAUGUCUGCUAAUAAACUAUAUUUCAACCACCAAUGUAAAAACAAUUAUUAAUAUUUAAGACUUAUUCUCAAAAAUCAUUCACAGAAAUGUGUCGUUCCUUAAACUAGGGAGUGUUUGAUGAUUAUUAUUAACUAGCGACCCGCCCCGGCUUCGCACGAGUUACACAAAACCUUAACAAAUGAUACACCUAAACCUUCUUCAAGUACCAUUAUUGAUAGGUGAAAACCGCAUGAAAACCCAUCCAGUAGUUUUUGAGUUAAUCGCGAACAUAAUUAUAUACACACAAAAAGACAGACGCGGCGGGGGAAUUUGUUUUAUAAGGUGUAGUGAUUAAGUACGAUGCUUUGUAUUUUAAGUGUACAAUCGUUCUGGGGUCCCUUUCCAUGAGGAAAGACACAAGUAAGGGUCUAGAUAAAAAUCGGAGCUAUAUUUGACCGUGAUUACCUUUUAUAUUGUUUUCGAGCUCUCGAUAUUCCGCUAUCAUCAGUUACCCGUGAACAAGAUGCAUGUAACUGCGUCGAAAUAUCGGGAGCUCGAAAACAAUACAAAAGGUAAUCACGGUCCAUAUCCCGGUCGAUAUAAGUUAGUGAAACUAACCGUGAAUCAUUCAAAACUUACUUGUUAGGUUGUUUUCAAUUUCCGACAUGAAGUUUAGAAGUAGCAUGUAGACCCUGUUUUCUGUGAUUUGAUCGCGUACUGUACAGUCAACCCAAUUUAAAAACAGACUUUAAUUGCCGAUGACUGUACCCCGAACUCGAGUUGCCAAAUUGUAACCAAAAAAUGUAUUUUUAUAAAUGAUUUUGUGGAUAAAUAUAUGUAUGAGCGUUGAUUUAAUUUAUAAUAUUAUUUUUGUUAUUACAUUUUCCGUCCCGGUGCGAACCGUUAUUUCUGUUGUAUUAUUGUAUUUGGAACGGUGAAAAUAAAUUAUUAUUGUAAAA